UAACCCUGAAGAAAAAUUUGUGCCUUUCGGAACCCUGGCUAAAAUUAAUUUGGAUAUUGCAACCACGGCUGACAUAGAACCAAUUCUAAAUUCCCUUAAAGAAAUUCAAUUGCAGAGUUUGAAA
Molecule: messenger RNA, 124 nt
Organism: Racocetra persica
Lineage: Eukaryota; Fungi; Glomeromycota; Glomeromycetes; Diversisporales; Gigasporaceae
Source: the annotation of a GenBank genome assembly